This is a messenger RNA of Cylicocyclus nassatus, 1510 nucleotides long. The record is from the annotation of a GenBank genome assembly. NCBI's taxonomy places the organism in Eukaryota, Metazoa, Nematoda, Chromadorea, Rhabditida, Strongylidae.
GUCUGAGUCUAUUUUGCUGUGAAGAUCUAGCAUUUAUUCUCUCAUCUUGCUGAUCCUCGCAUCUAGUGUGCAAUACAGUAAUAUGAGGAUCUCACUGAUCACAGUUAUACUGCAAGGAUUGCUUUCCACUGCUUCAAAUGGGUGGAAGAAGUACGACGAAAGAGGAUGUGAGGGGGGAGUUACAAAGCUUUGGCUUGACGUGGUGGCCGUGAUUGACAACUCCUUGGGCAUGCCAGAGGAAGGACUCAUUCAUUCGAUAGGCAUUAUGGGCUCGAUAUUGGAUCAUGCGACUAUUGCGCAGGGCGAAGGCCAUCACUCUCGAGUUGGAUUGGUUACAUAUGGAAGCAAAGCAGACAUAAGAGCUAAACUGACUGACUUCAAAUCCACUGAAGAAUUUUUGGAGAGCAUUUGGGAGAUUAGACGAACAAAUGACUCGACAAGUCAUUUAGAAGCAGGCCUGACGGCAGCUGAACUGGUUUUUCAAGAAGGACGUACAAAUGGAUUGAGGAAGAAUGUCAAAGAGGUUAUCAUUGUCUUUGCCAGCAAUUCCAAGGACAGCCAUUUCAAUGAUUCUACGCACUUAGCAAAUCAGACCAAAAAUAGUGGGAAACACAUUAUAGUGGUCGAUUUUGAACAGGGUGGCUCUGGCGAACCGUACUUAAGACAGAUUGCCAGUGAAUAUUCCUAUUAUAAUCGUAGGCGGCAUGAUCUAACCGUUUGCAUUGAAAUGGAGCUGCUCGAAGCAAACUGCUUUUGUGAGAAACCAUGGAUACAGUACUACGGGAAGUAUACAAAAAUGGGAACAUGCCUAAGAAUAGGUGAAUCCAAACUGAACUGGAGAGACGCAAACAAUGCUUGUAUCCACCUGAGUGGCGGCAGGGGACACCUCGCUGUGACUCUUGAAAAAACAAAGCACAACUUCAUUGCAGAAAUGGUAAAAAAUCACUUAACGACGAUGAAACCAUGCGCGUACCACAUCGGGCUCUCAUAUGACAGUAGUAAAACCGGUUACUUUUGGGAGCAGCCAAAAGGCGCACUUCCAGAGAAAAUCCCUCUGGAGGAUUGUGAUUUUCAUACAUGGAAUAAUGGUUACCCUUCCCUGGAUGGCAACGCAACAUGCGUUUUAGCUACCCAAAUUUCCAGUGAUGAGUUUGGUUGGCAGAAUGAGGUUUGUGACUCAUGGACUGGAAACUACGUUUGCCAAAUGGACGCCUGUGAUGCCGACAACUAUUGCCCACCUGACUAGCAGUUAUAAACCAGUUACGACUUAGGUUGCAUGUAUGAAGAGACUAGCCGAAGAACAGCCAAAUGGAUUGAGAGUCUACCCCCUGAACUUCUACACCAGAAAAAUUCCGUCAACCUCAGAAAAGCAUUGUCAAAAGUCGACUUACUUCAACUGCUGCAGAUACCGGACGUCAAAUGAUAGCACUGCAUUUUGUUAUCGAUUACUUUCUUGCCUCUUUUUUUCCUUGAACUUCUCUAUUCUUCCUGCAUUUCGAUUAUGUUAACU